Messenger RNA from Rhinolophus ferrumequinum (greater horseshoe bat), 1537 nucleotides. It is a transcript of the gene GMPR, whose product is annotated as guanosine monophosphate reductase. Gene Ontology annotation, biological process: nucleotide metabolic process. Gene Ontology annotation, molecular function: GMP reductase activity. Lineage: Eukaryota; Metazoa; Chordata; Mammalia; Chiroptera; Rhinolophidae. Gene Ontology annotation, cellular component: GMP reductase complex. The record is from RefSeq and is a predicted model, not a curated record.
CGGCCUCCGCACCGCCCGCCUGCCCCGCGCCGCGCCCCCCUCGCCCUACGGCACCCAGGCGUCCGCCCACCCCACUCGGUCCGCUCGCCCACGCCUCGCGCCCGGUCUACCCCCGCCCCGCGCGCCGGCGCCGCAGGAAGGAGUUGCGGGCUCCAGCCGUGCCGCGCCGCACGAUGCCCCGCAUCGAUGCGGACCUCAAGCUGGACUUCAAGGAUGUUCUGCUCCGACCCAAGCGAAGCAGCCUCAAGAGCCGAUCCGAGGUGGACCUUGAACGUACCUUCACAUUUCGAAACUCAAAGCAGACCUACUCAGGGAUUCCCAUCAUUGUGGCCAACAUGGACACCGUGGGGACAUUUGAUAUGGCAGUGGUGAUGUCACAGCACUCCAUGUUUACAGCAAUUCAUAAGCAUUACACCCUGGAUGACUGGAAGCUCUUUGCUGCUAAUCACCCAGAAUGCCUGCAGCAUGUAGCCGUGAGUUCUGGCAGUGGGAAGAAUGAUCUGGAAAAGAUGAGCAGCAUCCUGGAAGCUAUACCGCAGGUUAAGUUUAUUUGCCUGGAUGUGGCCAAUGGUUAUUCGGAACAUUUUGUGGAAUUCGUGAAACGUCGUGCCAAAUUUCCAGAACACACCAUUAUGGCAGGGAACGUGGUGACAGGAGAGAUGGUAGAAGAACUGAUUCUUUCCGGAGCAGAUAUAAUCAAAGUGGGAGUUGGACCAGGUUCCGUGUGCACUACCCGCACCAAGACGGGGGUGGGGUACCCCCAGCUGAGCGCCGUGAUCGAGUGCGCGGACUCUGCCCACGGCCUGAAGGGGCACAUCAUCUCCGACGGAGGCUGCACGUGUCCAGGAGAUGUCGCCAAAGCCUUUGGAGGCGGAGCAGAUUUUGUCAUGCUGGGAGGGAUGUUUUCGGGCCAUACUGAGUGUGCUGGAGAACUGAUCGAGAGGAACGGGCAGAAGCUCAAGCUCUUCUACGGCAUGAGCUCCGACACGGCGAUGAAGAAACACGUGGGAGGGGUAGCCGAAUACAGAGCCUCUGAGGGCAAGACUGUGGAAGUGCCUUACAAAGGGGAUGUAGAAAACACGAUCCUGGAUAUUCUCGGGGGACUGCGGUCUACCUGUACCUACGUGGGGGCCGCCAAGCUCAAAGAGCUCAGCAGGAGGACGACGUUCAUCCGCGUGACCCAGCAGCACAGCACCCUGUUCAGCUAACCUUGCGGAUGAGGUGACGUCCCGCUCAUGGAAGCUUCCACACACAGCUGCUUUCCCAUUUCCUUCCUUCUGUUACAUCCGAGCUUCCGGCUGCUCCUGAAUGGUGGAAUGCUGCCUCCUCCUCCUCCUCCUGCCUCCUGGAGGCUUUGGGGCUCCCCCUUAGUGCCUUUCGGGGGGCCAGAAGCAGGGCACUGAUAGGAUCAGUUGUCAGAGCCCAGCUGCCCGGAACUCAUAACCUCAUUGUUAAAACUAACACUCGCACCUUUUUCUUUCUUUUUUUUAAAAAAGAAAAUGGUUUCACUUUAAUAUAAUGCUGUUAUCUUAAGACA